Messenger RNA from Nannospalax galili (Upper Galilee mountains blind mole rat), 1906 nucleotides. RefSeq names its product zinc finger protein 580 (gene Znf580). Gene Ontology annotation, molecular function: DNA-binding transcription activator activity, RNA polymerase II-specific; RNA polymerase II cis-regulatory region sequence-specific DNA binding. The record is from RefSeq and is a predicted model, not a curated record. The transcript is spliced from 2 exons. Gene Ontology annotation, biological process: regulation of transcription by RNA polymerase II. Gene Ontology annotation, cellular component: nucleus. Bases 842 to 1510 code for a protein of 222 amino acids. Lineage: Eukaryota; Metazoa; Chordata; Mammalia; Rodentia; Spalacidae.
GGGAUGGAGGGAGGAGCCUGGCUCGGGGCCGGCACCACUGGGGGUGUGGGCCUGGGCCGUGGUCGGUGAGGACCAGGAGGCAACGGGAUGGGCCAAGGCAGAGGCGAGAGGGGCGUAGGGAUGCCCAGGCUCCUCACGGAAGCCAGGGGACAGGGAAAGCCCUCGGGGGUGUAACGGGACGGGUUGGAUCACCGGAUGAAGGCUGCCAGAGCGCCACAGGCGUCGGGGCCACGCGUUAACCCGAGAGAUGGAGAAGAGGAGCAGAGAUGCCAAAAGCACCUAGGAAGAGAACAGUGUGGGAACGAGAAACCAGGAGGUCCUGUGCAUGACGGCGGAGUGGGAGGAGGCCCUGAGGUGGUGGUGGUGGUACAAAGAUGCUGGUGUCAUUUAUAGGGACAGAAGGGGGAUCUUGGGGGUUAUGGUGAAUGGAAUGCAACAACAUGGGGGUAUACAUAAGGAAGGCAGUUGAAGAUGGGUUUCCCACGUGGGAAGAUGGAGAGCCUUUAAGUGCAAAGUGUGGGUAGAGCAUAAAGGAAUGCGGAGUGGAAAGUGGGAAACUGGGUUAGUGGGACUCUGGGCAAGUACUUGGUGGGGGGGAUGACGGGGCUCGACAUCUGCAGAGAUUGGGGAGGCCCUGAGGGGCAUCGAGUGGGGUGGAGACCUAGGCUGUUAAGGGGCCGGAGGGAGAGGACCCAGCAGAGAUGUGGGGAAGAGGGCAGGACAGGACAGGACAGGACAAGUCAAAUCCCGGAGGCUCGGAGUGUGCGGUUAGGGAAGAUCCAGGCUGAAAACACGGGGACAUGGACUUGGAACUGGAUUGCGGGGCGGGGAGUGGAAGCAGAUGAGCGGGAGGAAGGCAACCGCGGAUCGGACCCAAGCACUGAAUCGGAGGAGGCGCAGGGUGGAGCUGGGCUUGGCCAAGCUCUGGCGAAAAAGUCCCAGCGAUGGGGACUGGACUCAGAUUUCAUUUCGUGGGGAGCUGCCGCUCCAGAUGCUGCUGCUGCCGCCGCGGCCACCCCACCCUCGGUCCUCCUCUCCGGAGGUCAUGGACCCACCGCCCCCCAAGACUCCCCCUUUCCCCAAGGCGGAAGGCCCCUCCUCCACUUCUUCCUCGGCGGCGGGGCCGCGGCCACCGCGGCUGGGGCGCCACCUGCUCAUCGACGCCAACGGGGUCCCCUACACAUACACGGUGCAGCUGGAGGAGGAACCUCGGGGCCCGCCGCAGCGCGAGGCGACCUCGGGAGAGCCCGGGCCCCGCAAGGGCUACAGCUGCCCAGAGUGCGCCCGUGUCUUUGCCAGCCCUCUGCGGCUGCAGAGCCAUCGCGUGUCGCACUCGGACCUCAAGCCCUUUACGUGCGGUGCUUGUGGCAAGGCCUUCAAGCGGUCCAGCCACCUGUCGCGGCACCGCGCCACUCACCGCGCGCGCGCUGGCCCACCGCACACCUGCCCGCUCUGCCCCCGCCGCUUCCAGGACGCGGCGGAGCUGGCGCAGCACGUGCGCCUGCACUGAGCUCUGGCCUGCCGGGGCCACCGCGUCCCACCGUGCACCGUCUCUCCCACGCCCUCCCCGGUUCUGCUGAGGUGACUGCCUUACCCGAGGCCUCGGUUUCCCCACCUGUCCGCAAAGUGAACCAUCGUCUCGUUCUUCCCCUCCCGUGUACCUGUGUGACGUAGACCAAAGUCGUCCCUCUGGGCCUGGGCGCCAGAGGGAAGUUGGGCUCCUCCAGCUGUGCCGGUGUGAGCCUGUGCCGGGGGCUUGGCCUCUGACCCUCGGCUUCCUGCGUUCCGAAGCGGUGAGGUUGUCCCUGUGGAAGGCAAGACCACACGGCACGGUCUGGUCAUUUCUGUACUUCCUCCUAAUGCCUACGACUCCCCGUUCUUUGCUCAAUAAACAUCCCGCACUCCA